Messenger RNA from Pollicipes pollicipes, 1502 nucleotides. RefSeq names its product serine/threonine-protein kinase LMTK1. Gene Ontology annotation, molecular function: protein kinase activity; ATP binding. Gene Ontology annotation, biological process: protein phosphorylation. Lineage: Eukaryota; Metazoa; Arthropoda; Thecostraca; Pollicipedomorpha; Pollicipedidae. The record is from RefSeq and is a predicted model, not a curated record.
GUUCCCAGCAAGGUCGUCUGGUGUGGUGGUGCGUCGCGUUUUGAGUCAUCACUGCGAAUGCAGUGGAAUUUCAAUGUAUCGGUGCAUCUCUGAGUUGACGUACCCUAUCUUGAACAUUUGAAUAAACCAGCUUUCUACUACCCUUGUUGUAAUUUACCCAGGGGAGAACGAACUUUUCGUCGCGGGCUGGCGACUGAUUUGGAACUGCCGGCUUAAAUGUCCUGACACGCUGAGUGGCUUAACCACGUAACACGUGCUUUGUCCGCCAUUUGCAUGUUAUAGAAGAACAGGGUUAUCAGCUGGUGGGAGCGAUCUAUUCCAAGUUGAGGUGAUGUGUUACCCACAAGGCAGCAACAGAGGGCCUCCAGAGUUCUCUGCUGUGCAGUGAGUGCGCCUGACUUGGACCUAAGGUCCUGUCCAGAGUGAUAAGUGUGUGUGGAUAUCAAGCUACAAUGGAGGCAUAACAUGUUGACUCGCUAUGAGUGGAAGAAGUGCACAAGAAAAAUUGUUGUUUGUUACUGAACAACAAUAACUUCUAUGAAACCUGCUACCUCGGACUUCAACUGCAUAUGAUGCCCUCAAGAAAUUCUGCAUGCAUAGCAUGUCUUCUUCUUGGUGCAGCCAGUGGUCUCCCACUGCACUAUGGCUCUGUGUCGGGGUCGGUCGGCGCCGACUCCUGGCCGCUGCCCCUGCUGCUGGGCCUCGCGCUGCUGGCUGCCGCCGUCUCCAUCAUUGUCGGCUGCGUCUGCUGCCAGCGGCUACACAAGGGCGCGACGCCAGCCAUCCAGGGCUUCAACAACGCCACCUACGACCCGACGCCGGCCGGCGAGCUGACUCUGUUCCCGCCGCUCGCGUCCGUGUCGGGCCGGCCGCAGUUCGAGCCGCUGCCGGAGCUGGUGGCCGGCGCCGGCACGGGCGCUGGCGUCCAGCAUCCGCGCCCGGCCAUCUACAACUUGUCGGUGUCACGUGGGUUCUCCGCCAAGGACUGGUUCGAUAACCCGCAUCUGAACUUCCCGCGGCGGCAGCUCAAGUAUCAGCAGGAGCUGGGCACUGGCUGGUUCGGCCAGGCGCUGGUGGGGGAGGCCCGCGACCUGACGGCCGAGCCGCGCACCGCCGUGGUGGUGAAGGCGCUGCGGGCGGGCGCCACGCUGCCCGAGCAGAUGUACUUCCUGCACGAGAUGUCGUACCUGCGCGACGCCAACCAUCCGCACGUGCUGCGGCUGCUGGGCCGCUGCGUGGAGGCCGACCCCUACCUGCUCAUCCUGGAGCGCUGCGGCAUGGGCGACGCCAAGGAGUUCCUGCAGUCGCGGUCUUCGGAGCAGCGGCAGCUCCUGCUGGACACCAUGUCGCUGAACAAGAUGGCCAUGGACGCGGCUUCGGGACUUCAGCACCUGCAUGACAUUCAUUACACGCACAGUGACUUGGCGGCGCGCAACUGCCGUAUCAUGGAGAACUGCACGCUCAAGAUUGGCGACUACGGCUGCAGCAUCGACAAGUACAAG